AUGAAAUUUCAGUGUUGUGCAAUUUCUUUAUUGCUGUUAGUAGCAGUUGGUGUGCCUGAUGUUUCCAGUCAAGGAAUUAUCAUUGAUGCUGCCAUGCGUAGGAUUUUGGAAAACUUUCGUCAAAUGAUGCGCACCGGAAAUCCGGAAACAGGCUUCCCAGUGAUUGCACCCUAUUACAAUGAGGAUCUUUUCUUGAACACCAGCCUGGGUGGACUGCUUGAUUUCGACAUGCGCAUGACUCCAAUCCGCAUCGAAGGACUUGACGCCUUCGACGGGCGAUUGAGCGUUGAUUUGAGUAACCUCAGGUUCCCGUUCGAGUUCCGCUACAAUGACGAGAUAAUAAUAGAUGGAUUUUAUGACAUGAAUGGACGACUCUAUGGACUAAUUCCCGUUUUUGGCGUUGGCAAUAUGUUUAUCCGUCCCAAAGGAGUGCUCGUAAAUGGAUGGGCCACUAUAAUAGAUAACGGAGAAGGAAUGUUGGCGUUGAGGGAUUUUUCCGUCAGUAUAAUGAUCGACUCUUUGGAGACCAACAUACAAGGAAUGCUGCUCGGCGGGGAACUGUCAGACUUGUUGAACGUCGUCAUUCAGGAUAUAGUUCCAUCGUUCUUGAGAAACUUUCCCGAUUUAACGACCAGAGUAUUAACCGCAUUUGUGGAGCCUUUGCUUAACCGAUUCCUUGCGACAAGAUCGAUGGAAGACUUGUUGGGACUUUUGUUCCCAAGGGGUAUUCCCAAUUGA
Molecule: messenger RNA, 738 nt
Organism: Sabethes cyaneus
Lineage: Eukaryota; Metazoa; Arthropoda; Insecta; Diptera; Culicidae
Exons: 4
Coding region: 1-738 (245 amino acids)
Source: RefSeq, a predicted model, not a curated record